UGAACUAUUAUCGGUUUUGAAUUUUCCACUCUUUGAAAAAUGAAUUUACUUCAGAUGUACCUAUAACGAUAUAUUUUUCUAUUUCACUUUCAACAUACCUGAACAGAUUUAUUCCUUGAUUAGUAUUCAUUAAUUUCAGAUAGUCAUAAUUUUAUUGAACCUAGUAAUUCUUGUUAGUGAAGUUACACACCUAGUGAUAAACGUUUUUAAGCAAUGAUAAUAAUAAUAAUAUUCAUUCUCCAUAGAAUAUUUGAGACACAAGAUCUAUACUUAUAAAUGCAAAAGUGACUUACUAAAAACCCAUUCAUCUUUAUUUCUCCAUACUGAUCGAUGUUUCGAAACUGAAGGACGUGAUUUGCGUACUGAAGGGAUGCCGAAACUUUUUAGUCUAACUUUAUUAACCUUCCUCGUGUUCCAAGCAUGCGAGUCUCAACAAGAAGAAAGAACAGUGUUCGACGUAUUGACACCAGUAUUGAGACUUUUCAAAGGGGGUCUCGAACCUGGGAUAAAAAGAAUCAUAGAAUCGCGAGUAAACAGGCAGCAGCUUGAGUCUUUGAAUAAAGCAGCCAAAAAAUAUAUGGGAGACUUUCCCUGUAACUUGACCGUUGCGAGUAGAAGUGCAAAAGUACCAAAAACUGCCCAUGAAGUAAGACCUGCUGAUAUUGACGUCAUUGGAGCUAUUGGAGACAGCUUAACUGCGGGUAGCGGGAUAUCUGCAACUUCUAUUCUUUUGGAAUUGAAUGAUGAUAGGGGAAAAUCUUUCUCAAUAGGGGGCCAAGGCGAUUGGAGAUCCUAUCUCACCCUGCCAAACAUAUUAAAGGAGUUCAACCCAAAUUUAUUUGGAUACGCUCGUGGAGCAUCCAUAACUGUCGAGCCGGAUUCUCAAUUCAACGUGGCCGAAAUUGGAGCGAUAUCCAGUGACAUGCCUUUCAUGGCUAAUGUUCUGGUUCAGAGAAUGAAGGAAGAUCCAAGAGUUGAUAUUAAUAAUCAUUGGAAGCUGAUAACUCACAUGAUUGGGGCUAAUGACUUCUCUACUGAAAUCUGCUAUUACAAGAACCCGUAUGACGUACUUGAGAAGCACAGACAAGACCUCAUAAAAGUAUUGAGGACCUUCCGAGACAACUUACCAAGAACAAUAGUGAUUGUUCUUCCACCUCCUAACCUGGAAGAAAUAACCAGAUGGAAUGAUCUGUCCCCGAUUUGUGUAGUGUCGCAUUCAUUUUUUAGUCCUUGCAUAAAAGGAGUUGCUUUCAAGAAGAAGCAAAAGAUGUUCUUCGACAUCAUGAAGAAAUGGCAGCAAAUCGACAUCGAAGUUUCCGAUAUGCCAGAAUUUGAUCUGGAUGACUUUACUGUCAUCACUCCGUUGUUUUUCAGCAACUACACUGUUCCAAAAACGGACCGCGGAACAACAGACUAUGGAUAUUUUGCCCCGGACUGUUUCCAUUUCUCAGAAAAAGGACACGCCAAAGUGGCAAACGAUCUAUGGAAUUCUCUAUUGGAACCUUUUGGUAACAAGAGCACAGAUGGAACGGAAUUCUUAUCGAAAUUUAACUGUCCAACUGAAGAACAUCCCUACAUCUUCACCAGAAGAAAUAGCAUCAAGAUUACUAAAACAGAUCCAUAAACAUUAUCACUUCGAAAUGGAAUAGAUACCCUAUUUUAAUUGUAUGUGUUGGAAUCGGCUUGAUGAAAAUCCAUAACGUACAAAAAAAAGCUUAAUUGUGAGAUUUUCACCAAACGCAACACUUGUUUCGCUAUACGAUAGCUUCUUCUGGCGUGUCUGAGAUAGUUUUACAAAAACUAAUCACGUGUUUUGAUAUUAAAUAGCUUUUGAUAUUGAAUAACUCCAUGUAUACAUAGCUCAUAGCUCUAUGUAUACAAUAGCUUCUUUGGGCGUGUCUAGACUAUAUGUAUACAGAGCUCAUAGGUCCAUGUACAUGAUAGUAUUUUCGGACGUAUACUCUAUGUAUAUAUAUAGCUCAUAGUUCCAUGUAUACAAUAGCUCCUUCGGGCUUGUCUAUACUCCGCGUGUAUUCAUGACUCUAUGUAUACAAAAGCUCCUUUGGGCGUCUUUAUACUCUAUGUAUAGAAUAGUUCCUUUGGGCGUGCCUAUACUCCAUUCAUACUUAGCUCAUAGCUCCAUGUAUACAGAAGCUUCUUUGGGCGUUUGUAUACUCCAUGUGUAUAUAGCUCAUAGCUCCAUGUAUAUGAUAGUUUCUUCGGACGUAAAUAUACUCUAUGUUUAUAUAGCUCCUAGCUCCAUUUAAACAAUAGCUCCUUCGGGCGUGUCUGUACUCCAUGUGUAUAUAACUCAUAGCUCUAUGUAUACAAUAGCUCCUUCAGGCGUAUUCAUACUCCGUGUCUCCAUGUAUACAAAGACAUAGCUCUAUGUAUAAAAUAGCUUCUUUGGACGUUCCUAUAUUCCAUGCAUAUAUAGCUCAUAGCUCCAUGUACACAAUAGCUUCCUUUGGGCGUGUGUAUACUCCAUGUAUUCAUAGAUCAUAGCUCCAUGUAUACAAUAGCUUUUCUGGGCGUAGCUAUACUCUACGUUCAUGUAGCUUAUAGCCCCAUGUAUGCAAUAGCUCUUUCGGGUGUGUCUAUACUUCACGUGUAUAUAGCUCAUAGUUCGAUGUAUACAAUAGCUUCUACAAGCGUGUCUAUAUUCCAGGUAUACAUAGCUCAUAGCUCAUUGUAUACAGUAGCUUCUUUGGGCGUGUCUACACUUAGUACAUAAACGCCCGAAGAAGCUAUUGUAUAGCGAAACACGUAUUGCGUUACGUGUUGAGUGAAAAUCUCAUAAUGAAGUGUCUUUUGAGCAACUUGACUGUUUUCAUCAAGUUGGUUUUCAAAGGAGUGGAGUGAUGAGAAAAUGAUUUAGGAUACUAAUUACACUGAGGUGAUGAUUUACUUAGAUUUAGAUCAACCAGAGAAACAUAUGUGAUUUAUUUAUUAAAAUAAUUUAUUCAUGUCGACUGUUGACGAAGGUUGGAUGGUUUUAUAAUAUGAAAGAAGAAAAACGAAAUUAAAUGUAUUUUUCCAUUAA
Molecule: messenger RNA, 3043 nt
Organism: Leptinotarsa decemlineata (Colorado potato beetle)
Lineage: Eukaryota; Metazoa; Arthropoda; Insecta; Coleoptera; Chrysomelidae
Product: phospholipase B1, membrane-associated
Biological process (GO): phospholipid metabolic process
Molecular function (GO): glycerophospholipase activity
Source: RefSeq, a predicted model, not a curated record